This is a messenger RNA of Ophidiomyces ophidiicola, 1149 nucleotides long. RefSeq lists its product as uncharacterized. The transcript has a single exon. Bases 1 to 1149 code for a protein of 382 amino acids. NCBI's taxonomy places the organism in Eukaryota, Fungi, Ascomycota, Eurotiomycetes, Onygenales, Onygenaceae. The record is from RefSeq and is a predicted model, not a curated record. Gene Ontology annotation, molecular function: NAD+ binding.
AUGACGAAACGGUUGAGAAUUCCUUUCACCGCACCAUUUUCACCGCCGGUCAUCUUCCCAUCGUCGGCCAGGACCUUAUCAGGAGCCAUCGACGCGGUAACCAACUUUCUCUCCGCCCCUCCAUCUCCAUAUCUCAGGGGCAUCAACGUCGGUUCAAAUGCCCAAACAGUGCUUCUCACAGGUGCUGGUAUCUCAGUUGCAUCGGGCCUAUCGGACUAUCGUGGCGAAAACGGCACCUAUAGACGAAAUGCGGCGUACCGCCCAAUUUAUUUCCACGAGUUUGUGACACUACACGAGGCUAGAAAGCGGUACUGGGCACGGAGUUUUGUUGGUUAUCCCACAUUACGAGACUCUGUGCCAAAUUCCACCCAUUUUUCUAUCGGAGAGCUCGGCAGGAAGGGCUACAUCAGCUCCGUGAUCACGCAGAACGUUGACUCGUUUCACAGCGUUGCCCAUCCCCAGAUUCCGGUGCUCGAGCUCCAUGGCUACCUCCGAUCCGUCAUCUGCAUCGACUGUCGCCAUAAAAUGCCAAGAGAAAUAUAUCAAGAAUCACUCUUGCGGCUGAACCCCGCUUGGGCAGAAUUUUUGGCUCGCAUCAUUGAGACCGGAGCCCUGAAGACCGACGUCGCGGCAGAACAAAGGGCAAAAGGUCUGCGAGUGAAUCCAGAUGGGGAUGUAGACAUUCCUAAUGCCCAUUACUCAACUUUUCGUUACCCGCCCUGCCCACAUUGUUUAGCUAAACCACCGCGCCGGACAGACGGAACAAAAGUGAUCGUUGAAACAGAACCAGAUGGUGCGUGGUCCUCGAGGUCAAAUGGCGGGAUUCUCAAGCCCGCGGUUGUCAUGUUUGGCGAAUCGGUGGAUGAGACUACAAAACUGGCUGCUGAGGAAGCGAUCGACGAGGCAGGCAAACUUCUGAUUCUGGGAAGCAGUUUGGCAACCUUCUCCGCUUGGCGUCUAGUUGAAAGAGCACAACACCGAGGAAUGUCUAUUGGCAUCUUGAAUGUGGGCGGUGUUCGCAAUGAAGUCAGCUUGUUCAAAGAUGCCAAUGAGAAGUCUAUGCCAGUGACGCGUAUGCGAUGCAGUGAGAAGACCGAACAUGUCCUACCUGAAGUCGUUUCGAGGCUUGACCGCAUCGGCUCAAUUUAA